GUAGGACCGCGGAGUAACAGUUUGAAGAUUAUCGAUUGUGUUUUACAUUUCCUGUUGCAGAAAUUUUCAUCAAAUGCUUUCGAGGAUUAGGAUUUCCCUUAAUUCAUCUCAUAAUUAUUUCGUAUUUCUACAGAACUAUCACUGCAAUCAUCAUUCACUAGCCCCUAACCUUGUUCAAGAUUAUGCUAAUCUUUUAAAUUCUUGCAUUCUUGGCAAAUCGAUUCAGCCAGGAAGGCAGCUCCAUGCUCGUUUGUGCAUUGCUGGGCUUGGCUAUAAUACCUUAUUGGCCACGAAACUAGUCAAUCUUUACUGUGUUUGUGGCCAUGUCAGUGUUGCACACAAACUGUUUGCUAAAAUUCCCAAAGGAAAUCUUUUUCUUUGGAAUGUUUUGAUUCGAGGGUACGCGUGGAAUGGUCCUUAUGAAGUUGCCAUCUCUUUGUAUUUCCAACUGCUCAAGCACGGGCAUGUUCCGGACAACUUCACGUUUCCGUUCGUGCUCAAGGCCUGCUCCGCCCUCUCGGCUAUUGAUGUUGGGAGGGACAUUCAUGAGAAAGUGGUGGAGGCCGGGUGGGAAAGAGACGUGUUUGUCUGUGCAGCGCUCAUUGACAUGUAUGCAAAGGGUGGCCGUGUUGACAGUUCAAGGAAAGUGUUUGAUGGUGUUGCUCAGAGGGAUGUUGUGGUCUGGAAUUCAAUGCUGGCGGCUUAUUCAAAGAAUGGGUGUGCAGAUGAGUGCCUGUUGUUAUGCAGUGAGAUGGCUUAUGCGGGCGUGGGGCUUACGGACGCCACUCUAGUGACUUCCAUUUCAGCUUCUGCUGAUAUAGCUGCACUUCAACAAGGGAGGGAGCUUCACGGGUACAGCUUUAGACAGGGUUUUGGCUCUCAUGACAAGGUGAUGACUGCUCUUGUGGAUAUGUAUGCCAAGAGUGGUCAUGUCAAGCUUGCUAGGAUGUUAUUCGAAGCACUUUCAGAGAAAAGGGUUGUUUCUUGGAAUGCUAUGAUCACUGGAUAUGCGAUGCACGGCCAUGCUAAUGCAGCCCUCGAUAUGUUUGAGUGGAUGAUCCGUGGGGCCCACCCAGACCACAUUACUUUUGUCGGUGUUCUGUCGGCUUGUAACCAUGGAGGCAUGGUGGACGAGGCGAAGAUGUAUUUUGAACAGAUGACGAGGAACUACAGCAUUGAACCGACGGUUCAACACUAUACUUGCAUGGUUGAUCUCCUUGGUCACUGUGGUCGGUUGGAUGAAGCUUAUGGACUUAUAACCCAAAUGAAAGUUGCUCCAGAUUCUGGCGUCUGGGGUGCAUUGCUUAAUUCUUGCAAAAUCCAUGGAGAUGUGGAGUUAGCAGAACUUGCCUUGGAGAAGUUAGUUGAGCUCGAACCAAAUGAUGCUGGAAAUUAUGUGAUACUAUCAAACAUCUAUGCCCAAGCAGGUAGGUGGGAGGGAGUUGCAAAGCUAAGGAAACUCAUGACCGACAAAGGAUUAAAGAAAAGCAUGGCAUGUAGCUGGAUUGAAGUUAAAAGUAAAGUCCAUGCCUUUCUCUCUGGUGACACAUCUCAUCCAUUGUCCAAUGAGAUUUAUGCAGAACUUGAAAUAUUGGGAGCACGGAUGGUUCAGGCCGGUUACACUCCAAACACUUCACCUGUUUUCCAUGACGUGGAUGAUGAUGAGAAAACUAGAAUGGUUACCAGCCACAGUGAAAGGCUAGCGAUUGUGUUUGGGCUUAUUAGUACACCGCCAGGGACCAAACUCUUGAUUACUAAGAACGUACGGGUUUGUGAAGAUUGCCAUGUUGCAAUCAAAUUUAUUUCAAAAAUUACAGAGCGAGAAAUUACUAUCCGAGAUGUAAACCGCUAUCAUCAUUUCAAAGAUGGGAUCUGUUCAUGUCGUGAUUAUUGGAUGACAUCAUUUGUCGUGUUAUCCUGUGUGAUGGCUGCCAUGGGAGGUGUUAUAUUUGGUUAUGAUAUUGGAAUUUCAGGUGGAGUGACUUCAAUGGAACCUUUUCUGGAAAAGUUCUUCCAUGAUGUCUAUACUAAGAUGAAGAAAGACACUGAAGUAAGUAACUACUGCAAAUUUGACAGUCAACUAUUAACGUCCUUCACAUCCUCACUGUAUGUUGCCGGUCUGUUUGCUUCCUUGUUGGCCUCAUCAGUAACUGCCACCUUUGGACGAACACCAUCAAUCCUUAUGGGGGGGUUUUCUUUUCUAGCCGGAGCAGCCCUUGGUGGAGCGGCCUUGAACAUUUACAUGCUGAUUCUUGGCAGAGUUUUUCUUGGCAUUGGAGUCGGUUUUGCUAAUCAAGCAGUUCCACUGUAUCUGUCAGAAAUGGCACCAGCCAAGUAUAGAGGAGGAAUCAACAACGGGUUUCAGCUGAGUGUAAGCAUCGGGGUCUUAGUUGCAAGCCUGAUAAACUAUGGGACUGAAAAGAUCAGAGACGGUUGGGGAUGGAGACUCUCUCUAGGACUAGCUUCUGUUCCUGCAUUUAUCCUAACAUUAAGCGGUAUUUUCCUCCCUGAAACACCCAACAGCCUGAUUCAGCGUUUCCAAGAUCAUGGGAAAGCUAAGAGGAUGCUGGAGAGAAUUCGAGGUACGAACGAUGUGCAGGCUGAGCUGGAUGAUCUAAUUUCAGCUAGCGAGAUAUCCAAAACCGUCAAAACCCCUUUCAAGAACAUUCUACUGAGAAAAUACAGGCCUCAGCUGAUAAUGUCGAUCGCAAUCCCCUUCUUCCAACAAGUUACUGGAAUCAAUGUGAUGGGUUUCUACGCCCCAGUCAUUUUCAGAACAAUCGGCUUAGGAGAAAGUGCUUCACUCAUGUCAUCAGUCGUGACAGGAUCAGUUGGUAUCAUUACAACCUUUGCUUCAAUGAUGAUUGUCGACAAAGUAGGUCGAAGACCCCUUUUGAUCACUGGAGGAAUAGUAAUGUUUGUGACCCAAAUGGCGGUAGGAGCAGUGCUGGGUGCUAAGUUAGGGAACCACGGAGGGGUAAGCAAAGAUUGGGCGGUUGUGGUUUUGUUAUUGUUGUGUGGCUACGUUGCAGGCUUCGGGUUGUCAUGGGGACCUUUGGGAUGGCUGAUUCCAAGUGAGAUCUUUCAACUUGAGAUCAGAUCAGCAGGGCAAAGCAUCACAGUGUGUGUGAGUUUUCUAUUCACUUUCUUGGUUGGUCAAUCCCUUUUGGCCAUGCUUUGCCACUUCAGGUAUGGGAUUUUCUUCUUUUUUGGUGGUUGGGUUGCUGUUAUGACUGCCUUUGUGUACUUUUUGUUGCCUGAGACAAAAAAGAUGCCCAUUGAGAAAAUGGACAGGGUUUGGAGGGAGCAUUGGUUUUGGAAGAAAUUUGUUGAAGAAUCCAAGUAGUAGUAGUAGUAGUUGGACACUUGGACUCUACCUAUUGUCAUGAACCAUACUACAAUGACACCACGUUUGACACCAUAACGACACUGCCUCAACAGUCAACCAUUAUUGUCUGUGCGUGUAUAUCGUGAUAUCAAACUCUGGUGUCAAAAU
Molecule: messenger RNA, 3496 nt
Organism: Cuscuta campestris
Lineage: Eukaryota; Viridiplantae; Streptophyta; Magnoliopsida; Solanales; Convolvulaceae
Source: the annotation of a GenBank genome assembly